Molecule: messenger RNA, 705 nt
Organism: Carlito syrichta (Philippine tarsier)
Lineage: Eukaryota; Metazoa; Chordata; Mammalia; Primates; Tarsiidae
Exons: 2
Coding region: 1-705 (234 amino acids)
Biological process (GO): nucleosome assembly
Cellular component (GO): nucleosome
Molecular function (GO): DNA binding; protein heterodimerization activity; structural constituent of chromatin
Source: RefSeq, a predicted model, not a curated record
AUGUCCGGUCGCGGCAAAGGGGGUAAAGGCCUAGGAAAAGGGGGCGCCAAGCGCCACCGGAAAGUUCUGCGCGACAACAUCCAGGGCAUCACUAAACCCGCUAUCCGGCGCCUGGCCCGCCGCGGCGGGGUUAAGCGCAUCUCCGGCCUCAUCUACGAGGAGACCCGCGGGGUGCUCAAGGUGUUCUUGGAGAACGUGAUCCGGGACGCCGUCACCUACACCGAGCACGCUAAGCGCAAGACCGUCACGGCCAUGGACGUGGUCUACGCGCUCAAACGCCAGGGCCGUACCCUGUAUGGCUUCGGCGGGACAGGGUUCCAUAGCUUCUUAUAUACUGUUACAUUUGAAAUUAAUGCCACAUACAAUGUGUGUAUGUCCAAAAGUCAUUUGACAACGUCGGGGCGUGGCAAAGGAGGUAAAGGCCUAGGAAAAGGGGGCACCAAGCGCCACCGGAAGGUCCUGCGCGACAACACCCAGGGCAUCACCAAGCCCGCUAUCCGGCGCCUGGCCCGCCGCGGCGGGCUUAGGCGCAUUUCCGACCUUGUCUACGAGGAGACCCGCGGGGUGCUCAAGGUGUUCUUGGAGAACGUGAUCCGGGACGCCGUCACCUACACGGAGCACGCCAAACGCAAGACCGUCACGGCCAUGGACGUGGUCUACGCGCUCAAACGCCAGGGCCGUACCCUGUAUGGCUUCGGCGGCUAA